Molecule: messenger RNA, 727 nt
Organism: Telopea speciosissima
Lineage: Eukaryota; Viridiplantae; Streptophyta; Magnoliopsida; Proteales; Proteaceae
Product: zinc finger A20 and AN1 domain-containing stress-associated protein 4-like
Exons: 1
Coding region: 122-697 (191 amino acids)
Molecular function (GO): DNA binding; zinc ion binding
Source: RefSeq, a predicted model, not a curated record
AUAUUUCUAAUUUUUUGUUUUUAUAUCUGGGAUUUUGUUGCAGAGCUUCCUCUGUUGAUUGUAAUCAAAUAAUCCAUCUGAAAAACAAAUAUUCUCUGACGUUAGGAAGAAAGAAAAAAAAAUGGCGGAAGAGCAAAGGUGCGAAGCUUCAGAAGGACACCGUCUUUGCGCCAACAACUGCGGGUUCUUCGGGAGCCCCGCAACCCUAAAUCUAUGUUCCAAGUGCUACCGAGACCUCCGCCUCACGGAGGAACAGGCCUCAUCUGCCAAGUUUGCCGUUGAGAAAUCGCUCGCCGCCGCGGCCUCCUCCUCUUCUUCUUCGCCGCCGUUAUCUUCUGUCUCUGCCUCUGCGGCGACAGAAGCUCCUCUAUCCCCUCCCGCGUUGACUUUAGCUUCGUCGGAAACCACAAACGACCGAUGGGCUCCUCUGACCAUCUCCGCUUCCUCCGCCUCCGUUGCGACAACGCUCGAGCUGCCGGCGAAUCCACCGACGACUCUGUCGCAGCCGAAUCGGUGCUCAACUUGCCGAAAACGUGUGGGCCUGACCGGAUUCAAGUGCCGAUGUGGGACGACCUUCUGCGGGGUGCACCGGUACCCCGAGCAGCACGGUUGCACAUUUGACUUCAAGGCUCUGGGGAAGGAGGCAAUCGCCAAGGCCAACCCUGUCGUCAAGGCGGAGAAGCUCGAGAAGAUCUGAUUCUGUUUCUGACAUGAACACGAUGGAGUC